Molecule: messenger RNA, 1320 nt
Organism: Kwoniella botswanensis
Lineage: Eukaryota; Fungi; Basidiomycota; Tremellomycetes; Tremellales; Cryptococcaceae
Exons: 6
Coding region: 1-1320 (439 amino acids)
Biological process (GO): transmembrane transport
Cellular component (GO): membrane; intracellular membrane-bounded organelle
Source: RefSeq, a predicted model, not a curated record
AUGUCAUCCAAAAUGGGUGUGACUACCCUCGUAGUAGGGAUGUUCCUCACGGGAUGUGCCAACAGUCUAUUAUCAAAAUACCAAGAUAUGGAAUGUGUAGAGAACUGUGGUCCUGAUGCACCUGGACCUCGACUCGACUUCGAGCAACCUGUAUGGCAAACGUUAAAUAUGUUUGCUGGAGAAUUCCUUUGUUUUAUCCCUCUCUUGCUGUCAUAUCAUAAUCGAGCGAAUAAAGUGAUAGCACCCCCUCAAGCAUCCAUGUUCACUCGUAUCUUAGCAAGACUUCCGCUUGGACAAAGAUCAGGACAUUACGAGACUUUGGAUGAAGAAGAUGAUGAGAAUCAACCGCUUUUAGCUUCAGUGUCGGAAGACAAGCUGUUGACAGGAUGGAGGGUAUGUUGGAUGUGGUUCCCUGCGUUCUUUGACAUUUGCGGUACCACUCUCAUGAACGUCGGUCUCAUCCUCACCCCCGUAUCGAUUUACCAAAUGUCACGAGGUGCACUCGUACUUUGGGUUGGGGUUCUAUCUGUCAUCUUUCUUCGACGUCAUCUAUGGCUGUAUCAAUGGACAGCGCUAGUCAUCGUCACAUUAGGUGUAUGUCUCGUCGGUCUAUCUGGAAGCCUAGUCAAGAAACAACUGUCCGACCCUAUUGAUCUCUUGAUUACUCUCGCCGAAAGACCAGAUGACGAUCCAGCUCGUGUCGCUCUGGGAGUGUUGCUCAUCCUCUUCGCCCAAAUCUUUACCGCAAGUCAAUACGUGGUAGAAGAGAAGAUCAUGUCUCACUAUAAAGUCGAACCGCUCGCUGCUGUCACUCUCGAAGGGUUCUUCGGUCUAUCUACUACUCUGAUCGGUAUGCCCCUCUUACAUAUCUUCUUCCGGAGGACGUCACCAUAUUUCGAUAUUCCUAGAGGAUGGCAUCAGAUCAUAUCUAAUCCAACGGUAUACGGUUCGUGCUUCGCUAUCAUGUUCAGCAUUGGUGCAUUCAACUUCUUCGGAUUGAGUGUAACUCAUCGGGUCAGUGCGACUACGAGAAGUACUGUCGAUACCUGUAGAACCCUUGGUAUAUGGGUUGUCAGUCUCGGUUUGGGUUGGGAGAAGUUGGUUUGGCCAUUCACACUCUUACAAGUCGGAGGAUUUGCCAUGCUGGUCUACGGUACAUUCGUGUUCAAUGGUCUGGUCAAACCGAUCAUCUUCCCUCCUCCGCCCAGUAUUCACUUACCCCACGAACCUGAGUUGGAAGAGACUAGUGAUGUUCCUGCAGCUGGUGCUCAGACUAGAGCAGGGUACGAUGUAGUCCCGGAUGAAGAACGUGGAAGGUGA